AUGUACAGCCGGCGUUCGCACCGGAACUCGCAUCACGGGUGCCGCGAGUGCAAGGAGAGGAGAGUCAAGUGCGACGAGACGCAGCCACGCUGUCUGCGCUGCAAGUCCAAAGGCCGCAAAUGCACCUACACACACUUGCUGUCGCAGUACAACCCGUUCGAUCCUCAUCAGAACCAGGCAACAACUCCGAGCCUCACUUCGCCGCAGCAGCAGCCCCUGAUAUGCCGCGCGAACAGGAUCUCGGCGCCCGGCGGUGGCAAUAGCAAUACUGUCUCGUUCUGGGACAUGUCCCUGCUGGACGAGGGCGGCGAGAUUUUCCACCAUUACGUGCACGUCGUGACCAUCACGGACCCGACGCACCGCGUAUCAGAAGGCUUCUGGCGCUGGGACAAAGCCGUCCAGGCCUUUGCGCCGUCUCACGACUUCCUCUAUUACGCCGUGCUCACCUUCGCCUCACUUCACCGCUCCGAGUUGUACCAGCGCUGCAUCAACAACAAAAGCAACAGCAAUGCUGCCGCGGCGGCGUCAGCACGCCAGCAGCGUGACCAUCUCGUCGCUCUCGCGUCCGCGUACCAGAGCCGUGCCAUAGCCAGCUUCACGCCCGCAGUCACCGAGAUGCAACGCGCUCAGAAGCGGAACAAGGGACUGGCAGUCCGUAAGGAUGAAGUUGGCAGCCAGAAUGCCAGUGCGACGGACGCAGUGCUGACCUGCUCGUCCCUCAUCCUCGCCGCGGCAUUCGCCUUCCCGCCCGCACCGGGUCAGGACAUGAUCGACCGGGCACGCCAAGUAAUCCAUCUCUUCUUAGGGACGUUCGCGCUGUACGAGCGCGCGUGGGAAGAGGAUGACGACGGCGAAAACCGAGGGCCCUCGCCCUCGCCCUCGCCUACCACCUCAUCCUUCGCCGCCGGCGGCACCAGCGACAUCGGGGCCUACGUCCGCGACCGCGUGCGCGCCGGCGAAGAGCUAGGCGACGGCCUGCCCGCGCCCGAAGCAGAAGCGUCGCUGGAGCGCGUCGUCGACGCCGUCCUGCUCCGCGCCGCCACCUCCUCCAACACCAACACCUCUGCACAAUCCUCCUCCUCCUCCUCCAACUCCUACUCCUGCUCCACCUUCCUCGCCAUGCUCAACCCCACCCUCCUCUACCAAUCUCCCUUGUCCCCCUCAUCCUCCUCCUCCCCUUCCUCCCCACCACCACCACCGCUAGACCCUUCCUCCCCCCUCCCCACCUUCCUACCCCCCAUCCAAGCCCUCCGCCUCCUCUUCCGCCGCCUCCAAGCCCGCCCCGCCCUGCACACCAUCGCCCUACGCUGGCCCGCGCACCUGCCGCGCAGCUUCCUCGCCGCGCUCGAGCGUGAUGGUAGGGGUAGGAGCAGGGACCCGCUCGCGCUCGUCGUCCUGGCGCACUGGGCGCGCUGCCUCGCCGGCUUCACGCACCUGUGGUGGAUCAGCCAGUGGGGGGCCAAGGUCGUGCGGGCGGUGGCGGCGGAGGUGCUUGGGAGAGGUGAUGAUGUUGGCGGCGGCGGAGGGUUGGGCGGUGAGGCUUCUUCUUCCGGAGUGGUUGAAGGAGGGGAGGAGGAGGGCUGGGCGGAGACGACGCUGGCCGCCGGAAGUGGGUCCGUGGGACGAGAGAGGAGCGGCGGCGGAGCGGGAGGGUCCGGUGGGAUGAGGGUGGUGGCGGAGGCGGCGGAGGCGGCGGGUGAGACGGGCGGUGGAGCGGUGGCGGCGGCGGCGGCUGCGGAAGCGAACGCCUGGCGUGCUUGCUUGGAGUGGCCGGUGCGAGGACUUGGCGAUGCAGAAGCCGCCUGCUGGUAUCGGUGA
Molecule: messenger RNA, 1818 nt
Organism: Lasiodiplodia theobromae
Lineage: Eukaryota; Fungi; Ascomycota; Dothideomycetes; Botryosphaeriales; Botryosphaeriaceae
Product: C6 transcription factor
Exons: 2
Coding region: 1-1818 (605 amino acids)
Biological process (GO): regulation of transcription by RNA polymerase II
Molecular function (GO): DNA-binding transcription activator activity, RNA polymerase II-specific; zinc ion binding
Source: RefSeq, a predicted model, not a curated record